Molecule: messenger RNA, 321 nt
Organism: Macrosiphum euphorbiae (potato aphid)
Lineage: Eukaryota; Metazoa; Arthropoda; Insecta; Hemiptera; Aphididae
Source: the annotation of a GenBank genome assembly
AUGGAUAUUUAUUAUGAAAACUCAAGUUCAGAUGAAGAAGAUGUAUUACUGUUAGCAGCUGUAAUGGAUGAUGAAGAACAAAAAAGACGUAAAAGACGAAAAUGGGUUCAUGAAAUUAAUAGCCAAAGAGAAAGUUUAGGUGAAUUUAAUCAUUUAAUGCCUCAAUUACGAAAUGAUGCAAAACGUUUUUUUAUUUAUUUUCGAAUGACAUCAAAUUGUUUUGAUGAAAUUUUAAAUUUUAUUAAUGAAGAUAUACGUAAAGAAACGACUCAUUUUCGUGUGCCAAUACUAAGGUGCACGAUUACGAUGAAUACAGAAUAG